AUGUGGUUCGGUUAUGUGUUGUUGCCGUUAAUAGCGUCGGCACAGUACUUCUCACCCAUUGUGCCUUCGAACUUCUACCCGGUGCCUAUGUUUGAACAAGUUAGAAGAGCUCCAGUCCCCAUCAGACAACCUAGACCAAUCUACGGAGAAGCCAUAAACCCUAUCAACCCCAUGUCUUUCGGUAACCCAUUAGAAUCAAAUUACGGAAUCGGGUCAGAUUACGCAGCUUAUCACCAAAACGCUGCCAUGCUACAACGACAACAUCUUCUCAACGAUCAACAAGAGAACAGCUACCGUGAAAGUAACCCUUAUCGUGAGCAAUUCAAAAGAAGUGAUUAUCAAGGAUUCGGAGGCAGACCUCUCCAUUUCCAAGCCAACUUUCAGUCAGAACCGCCAAUUCAAGUGAUUCACGGAAUGCCACAAGAAUCUGUAGAGCCAAGUAAACCAGAAUCUUCCUUAUCACUGCCAAAGUUUUUGGAAGGGGCCAGCGACGAUGUGAUACAAAAAUACAAAGACAUUAUACGAAAGCCGAACAGCCGUUACGACGAACAAGUUAAGGAACUGGAGAAGCUUGUAGCGACAUUGGACGACAGACAUCAGGUAUGUUAAUAACUACUUUAUAAUUUUAACGACUAAAAUACUAUUAAUGCUCCACCUUUUUACUUCUAGCUGGAAUACCAUGAAUUUAUGUCUGAGAACGAUAAGAUUGAUGAAAAAUACAGAAACAGAAUGCACAGUUAUGUGAAUGAAAUGUCAGAUCCAGCUCAGGAACAGUUUGCCAAGAUAUCAGCUGUGAUGAGGAACCCGGCUUUGCCAAAUGAAGAACGAUGGCCACGUGUUCUGGCCCUGUACGAGAAGCUAGACCCCAAACUGCGAGAUGAGUUCGAGAGCAAAUUUAAAGGGUUUGAGCAACAUUAA
This is a messenger RNA of Bursaphelenchus okinawaensis, 918 nucleotides long. Lineage: Eukaryota; Metazoa; Nematoda; Chromadorea; Rhabditida; Aphelenchoididae. The record is from the annotation of a GenBank genome assembly.